Messenger RNA from Pygocentrus nattereri (red-bellied piranha), 2502 nucleotides. It is a transcript of the gene mettl25b, whose product is annotated as ribosomal RNA adenine dimethylase domain containing 1. Gene Ontology annotation, biological process: rRNA modification. Gene Ontology annotation, molecular function: rRNA (adenine-N6,N6-)-dimethyltransferase activity. NCBI's taxonomy places the organism in Eukaryota, Metazoa, Chordata, Actinopteri, Characiformes, Serrasalmidae. The transcript is spliced from 8 exons. The record is from RefSeq and is a predicted model, not a curated record. Bases 169 to 2034 code for a protein of 621 amino acids.
UGUUCCUCUAACAAACACAGCUAGAGAGAGUCACCAACGCGCACUGACAUGUUAACAUGCCUUUCGCCCGGACAGCGCUCUGACAGUAAAUUAGUUUAGCGUGAAACCGUGGUUAGUUUCUAGAGUGAUCAGUGAGCUGUUCCUCGGCGUCACUUAUUCGGGUUCACGAUGUCGGCCACGUUUUCAGAGCAGCAGCAGAAGGAUUUGGCCAAGAGGAUCGCAUCUUUCCUAUCCAGAUACAAGCACAUAUCCGACUCCUACAUCAUUGAGUUUUUCAGUGAGAACCUCUGGGAGACAUUGCCAGAAGGAUGGCAGAGAGCUCUGAGUGAUCUGACAGCACCUCAGGUUGCAGAUCUGCUACUGGACAAGGACAUCCGCAACAGAACUUAUUCCUCUGUCUGGCCUCUAUCUUUACUUGCACUUCGAGCCACGGCUCACACACUAGCCUUUCCACGCACACCUCCAGGCCACCAAGUGCAGGACACAGUGGGUCUCCUGAAACCAGAGGAGUUUAUUUCCAACAGAAGCCAGAGCUCUUUGCUUGGUCACAUCUUCCGAAAACAUGUGAAGCCCAAGAAACAGCAUGAGAUUCGCAAGCUUGGAACAUUGGUUAAGCAGCUGUGUGACCAAACUCUGUGUACCAAUGUAGUUGAUGUUGGAUCUGGGCAGGGCCAUUUGACCCGUUUCCUAUCCUUUGGACUCGGUCUAGAUGUUACUGGUAUUGAAGCUGAUCCCAACUUAGUUUCUAUGGCUUCCAGAUUUGAUGGACAGCUCUUGUUGACACUGGCCAAAGAGAAUCAUAAGACUGGCAUGUCUCAGCUCUCAACAGCUGGUCCUGCACCUCAGCAUGUGCUUGGCUGGGUCAACCCUAGAGCCACCUGGGAGGUCUUCCUCCAGCAGCUGAGCAAAGGGGGAGAAGAAAGUGAGAGUUAUCCAGGCACAGUUGGACUGUGUAAAAAGAGACAACGAGUAUCAGUGUCAGACCAGGGACCUGAGGUUGAAAGGGAGCUUGUUCAUGGAAGCCAACACUUGUGCACUGAAGAAUGCAGCUCAGCAGCUGAUACUGAAGAGAGACAGUCUCCAUCUCUUCUUCACCAACACGAUGGAGAUAACUCUCACCAUGUUACCCAGUCACUCGCUGUGAGAGCAGAGCCUCUCUUUCACAGUAAUUCUGUUUUAAACCAACUCUGUAAGGGGGACUCUUUGAAUGAGUCACCUGUACGUGCUAUGCCCAACAUUACCUCUGGAUGGACUUCAGCCAUAUACCCCGAUGUCCAUUCUUGUAAUAAAAGACCCAACAGAUCAGAUUUUGUCCUGACUGGGCUUCACGCUUGUGGAGACCUUAGUGCUACUCUCCUCCGUCAUUUUGUUAACUGCCCCCAUGUUCAAGCAAUCACCUCUGUAGCAUGCUGCUAUAUGAAGAUCACUACCAAGGAGAACCCCACUCCUCCUGGAGUUGUCCCACCUCCUCUCUCUGACAACUCAAAAGAUGCAUCACAGUCCUUUGGUUACCCAAUGAGUGAGUGGGUGAAAGGGUUGGCUCAGCAUGAGCUGUCUUAUAAAGCUCGAGAGGGGGCAUGCCAUGCAGUAGAAGACUAUAUCCAUAGACUAAGAGAGGAAAGUGCGUUGCUGAAAACACAUUGCUAUAGAGCAGCACUGGAGAGCAUCAUAAGAGCAGAGAGGCCUCACCUGCGCAGAGCUGGCAUCCAGACCAUCAAAAAAGCCCAUAUGCUGGCAUUCUCAGAGUAUGCCCGUUUGGGACUGCCCCGUGUAGGUCUGCCUGCUGACCUACCCUUUGACCAUGUCAGUGUGGAAAACAUGCUGGAGCAGCAGGGGAGAGUGGUGGUGUAUUUUAGCCUGGCUCUGCUGUUGGCUCCAGUGGUGGAGACCCUGGUGCUGCUGGACAGAAUGUUGUUUCUGCAGGAGAGAGGUUUUCAGAGCCAACUAGUUCCUCUGUUUGAUUCAGCCCUUUCCCCUCGAAACCUUGUGUUGGUGGCAGUAAAACCAAAAGCAGAUGGAGAAGAGACUCAUUAGUGGAGUAGUUCCAAGUCAUCUACAGUUACUACUCAGAACCUCCAGACUGGGUUUGUUUAAAAGGAGGUUGCACAGAUUACAACAAUCCAAACCUGCUUAUUAGGGAAAUAAUGUCCAUGAAAGCAGUGGUCUGAAUUUAAAAUUGCUUAUCAGACAUUUCUUUUCAGACCAGCCUUUCCCACGACAAGCAUUUUCCAUUGAGUUAUACCAGCAAGCAGAAUUUUCUGGCUUUAUUAUCUGCUUUCCUGGACUAAACCAGGUCCUGGACUAAAUACUACUGGCAUCAGAAUUUUAUUUAAAAGUUUUUUUAGUUUGAGAAAAGGUAUAAUCAAUGUCCAGACAACAGACUCUGACUGUCCCAGUAUUUUAUGUCAGUAGUGACACAGCCUCAUGCGAUACCUGAAUUUGUCCAAAUUGUGUUAUUGCUGUUCUUUUUAGAGUGUUUUUAAAUACAGGAUUAUAAUUCUC